CCCAUCCACGUGACAUGUCCAACGACUCUUUCUCCUGCACGAUAUGAGCACUCAGGCAGUACCACUGCUACAGACCAUUGAACCGGACGACCCGUCCGCAGAGAACGUGCACAAGCCAAAUGCUGCUCCUCAACAGAGGCAGGAAUCUCGCUGCCAGCUCAACGAUGGCUCUGCACACCCAGCGGUGCUGCUCUGCCUGUACUUCUUCCGAGUAUCAGCCAUUUCGGUCUACGUCCUCUGUGGCCUCUUCACUGAUAACUACGUACUCUCUACUGUCGUAGUCGUCGUGCUCCUUGCAAUGGAUUUUUGGAAUUGUAGGAAUGUUGCCGGCCGUAGACUGGUCGGGCUGCGGUUCUGGAAUCAGAUUGAUGAAGAUGGCGAGAGCUACUGGGUCUUUGAAAGCAGAGAUCCGUCCCGUCCCGCAAACCCCGUUGAUUCAAGGCAGAUCGCCAUUUACGUCUUCCCUGUGUGCUGGCUGCUGCUAUUCGUGAUAUCUAUCGUGAGAUUCAAUCUUUCCUUCAUACCGAUCGUGGUACUUGCGCUAGUGUUUAAUAUCACGAAUGCAGUAGGUUUUACCUAUGCUGAUAGAGAUGCCAAACAGCGGGGCAUUGCUAGUUCAGCCUGGAAUGUGGGUAUCGGUGGGCAGAUCAUGUCCGGUGUUGUUAGGAAUAGCAUCGGCAAGAUUUUUGGAUAGAUGGCCACAUGCUAGCUUCCAUCUUCAAAGACGAGUAUGUUCAUUACCCAGAAUUGCAAGUAGUUGCUCCAACAGACCU
This is a messenger RNA of Pisolithus orientalis, 773 nucleotides long. RefSeq lists its product as uncharacterized. Gene Ontology annotation, cellular component: Golgi membrane. NCBI's taxonomy places the organism in Eukaryota, Fungi, Basidiomycota, Agaricomycetes, Boletales, Pisolithaceae. Gene Ontology annotation, biological process: protein secretion; vesicle-mediated transport. The coding region runs from base 44 to 694 and encodes 216 amino acids. The record is from RefSeq and is a predicted model, not a curated record. The transcript has 9 exons.